Coccinella septempunctata (seven-spotted ladybird) is the source of this 2640-nucleotide messenger RNA. RefSeq names its product putative ankyrin repeat protein RF_0381. The record is from RefSeq and is a predicted model, not a curated record. Gene Ontology annotation, molecular function: protein binding. The coding region runs from base 916 to 2424 and encodes 502 amino acids. Lineage: Eukaryota; Metazoa; Arthropoda; Insecta; Coleoptera; Coccinellidae. The transcript is spliced from 2 exons.
UUUCUACUUACGAUCAAUAACUCUAGAACUUUUUUUCACCGAAAAAUAGCAUCUGAACUGAUUUUUCCGAAAAAGACGGCGCCGCGUGAAGUAAGCGCAACCAAUUUGUUUUUUUCAUUAGAAUCUACGAUUUACCGUUCAAAAUUUUCAUUAGGAACUCCAGAACUCUUUCAAAGCUACCUAGAACUAAAAAAAAAGUAUUUUUUAAAAAAGUCGGCGUGAGUUUUUCGGUUUAUUUCCCCAUUCUCGCUUUUUGAAAAUUUCAAUGGCUUUUUUUGUUAUGGCCGUGAGUGACUAUGAGUAAAUUUUUUUAGGGGUCACGAAAACGUUGUCAACGUCUGAGGGUGCUGUUUCUGAGUUUCAUUGAAUCAACAAUAUUUGAGGAUGUGUUUCUUUAUACGGACGAAUUGUUUUUAUUUUAGUGGUACCUACGGUUCUGUUAUUUUGUAGGUCAUAUAGUCCGAGAAUUUAAAUACUUCUUGUUCCAAAGCAUUCAACAAAAUCUAUGCAGUUAUUGAUAACUAUUUUAUAUUUUGUCGUUGAGGAUUCUUCGAAAUUCUUUUUAGUUAGUGGUUGUAUAGUCGAAGAUCUUCUUGGAAGUCUGAAGUUAACUCGAAGCACAGCCGUCCUUGUAGACGGCCAUGACUCACAAAUACCCACAGAUUUUAUUGAGAGUACCUGGAAUACGGAUAUUUCCUUAUUCUAGGUACUCUCACCCCUACCCUCCUUAAGCUAACCUCUUCUUUUUGCAUAUUUGCAAGCAUUACUAAAUCAUUUGCAUAUUGCAACUCGUGCGCUACCAGUCUGUUGUAAGUAUACUGCGUGUUUCAGUUUGGCACAUUCGCUCAAGUCUCUUCUUCAGUGAUAAAUUCGUUAACUAUUUUACUAUAUUACUUCUAAAGAAAAUCAGAAGUCAUGGAGAACGGCAAUACAAAUGUUUCACCUAUUGAAUUCGUCAGAUAUGUGAGAUAUUAUUGGUCCGUUGAAACUUUGGCCAAUUUUCUGGAGCAUACGUUGCAUCAUUUGGAUUUCCAUGUUGACACAUUGCAUUAUAGAAGAAAAACUGUUCUGGAAUUGUUGGUGGGCGAUAAGAUACGACACAACUCCAGAGAGAAAUCCAUGAUGUGCCUUCUUUUGAAACAUGGUGCCAGUCCUUUAAAGAGACUUAGAUGCGGUGGAACCAUUAUUCAGAGGAUUUUACGAAACAAGGAUUCUGCCUUGAUCAUCGAGUUUUUGAAAUAUGUGGAGGACAUCGACAUGAUCCAUGGCAAAAGCACCGCGUUGAAUAUUGCUGUUAGAAGACAAUUAAAGGAUGUGGUAAAAUAUAUUAUUGGGCGAAAUGCAGAUGUGAAUAAAAAAUCUUGGACCGGCUGUACACCUUUGCAUGAGUCGAUAAGAAGUAGAAGUAAAAGUGUUGAUAUGAUGAAAAUCCUUCUAGAAAGCGGUGCAGACAUGGAAAUAAAAAGUGGAGCAGGACAAACACCGCUUCAUAUGGCUGUAGAUUACAAUAAUAUUGAUCAAGUCAGGACAUUGAUCAUGAACGGCGCGAACGUAAAUUCGACAGAUUCUUUGGGAGGGACUCCUCUACACACUCUCUGCUCUAGACUCUGCUCUAGAGGCAUAUUCGAUUUCGAAUUAUAUGAGCUUCUCCUACAGAAUUGUAACGUUAAUGCAAAAGACAACCAAGGAGUCACACCGUUGCAUUAUUUGAUGAGGUUUUUACCAGAAGAUUCAUCAACAUCAGAGAAAAGAAAAUUGAUAAAUUUAUUUUUAAAAUAUGGCGGGGAUUUACAAGCAUCAUACGACUUCUUCGGUACAGUUUUACAUACUGCAGCCUUUUUCAACCAGUCUGUACCUUUUUUGGCGUUCUUGAUAGACAUAAUGGCAGAUAUAAACAUUGUGGAUAUAGGAACAGUAACAUUUAUGCAUUUUAUAAACUGGAAGAGCGGCGAAGCUAAAGUUGAAGAAGUCCUAAAGUUUUUGUCUAUUCGGGAGUGCGAAUGCAAAUUUCAAUUUAACGAUAAUCUAUUGCGAUUCAUUGAGUCAGGCGAACAAUUCAUUGAAUUCCAGAUGUCUUGUAAGAACGAGUUACGUAUUCUUAAGGAUCGAAAAUUGAGAGAAAACGAUUCUUUUUCUUUGUUCACGGCGUUGGCAACUAAUGAGAGGGAUUUAGCAAAAAUUUAUCGUUAUGAUCAUUCAAGAAUCACUGGAAUAACUGAUGUUGAAACGGAAAAUUUUCCAAUUUAUGGGAACGAUUUGGUUACAAAUCAUCGAAAUGCUAUAGCGAUACUUGAAGCAGAAAUUUCAAUAUACGAUUUCCUGACUAAAGCUGGUGACAACGUUUUGGAUCAGUGUUCAAUUUAUGAGAUCGUAAAGUCCAUACCCACUCAGGACAUAGUCAAACCAUCACUGAAAUUGAAUUAAAAAUUAAGUUAGUUGCACCAUUUAGUAUUGAGUUCAACACUCGAAGGUUCUCUCUGGCAUAGUUUUUCUAUUUAUGGAUUCCUGUUAAUUGAAGGAAAUUAACAGCUUGAUUUUUAUCUUUGGGCACAGACUGUACAAAGUAGAACUGUAUUUUAACUAUUUUAGUAUUUAUUUUUGUAUUUUGAAAUUUGUAUUAUAUAUCAUUCAUUCUAAUAU